Cryptomeria japonica (Japanese cedar) is the source of this 801-nucleotide messenger RNA. Its product is annotated as xylan glycosyltransferase MUCI21-like. The transcript has 3 exons. The record is from RefSeq and is a predicted model, not a curated record. Gene Ontology annotation, molecular function: glycosyltransferase activity. Lineage: Eukaryota; Viridiplantae; Streptophyta; Pinopsida; Cupressales; Cupressaceae. The coding region runs from base 1 to 801 and encodes 266 amino acids.
AUGGCAGGGGAUGUCUGGGACAUCCUCUUACCAUCUUGGGCAUGGCUGGACGUCCCUGAUGUGGGAAGAAACAAUGCUUCUGGAGGAGAUGGUAGGGGAAUCCUAUGCUUCCAACAUAAAUUACCCUCCAUAGUUUUCUCAACAGGAGGAUACACAGGCAAUGUUUACCAUGAAUUCAAUGAUGGUUUGUUGCCUCUGUACAUAAAAUCCCAGCAUCUCCAUGGACAAGUGGUGCUUGUUAUUCUUGAAUACCAUUCUUGGUGGGUGACAAAAUAUGGAGAGAUUAUUGGGCAGGUCACCAAUUAUCCAGUCAUUGAUUUCCGCAAGAAUAAGAGAGUCCACUAUUUUCCAGAGAUGAUAGUUGGGCUCAACAUACAUGACGAAUUAAGUGUGAAACUAGAGCUCAUGAAAGAUGGAAAAUGCAUUAAAGAUUUUAGAGAGCUUGUGAGAAAGGCCUAUGCCCCUAUAUUUAGUUCCAUGCCUCAAACACAGAGCAUAACCAAAGAACAAUCAUUUCCCUUAAGGCAUUCUAGGCUUGUUUCACAGCUAGGAAAGCCCAAAUUGGUAAAUAUAUCAAGAGAGAAGUCAAGGAAAAUGAUGAACCAGAAGGAAAUUGUUAAAUUGGCAAAGAAAUUUGGGUUCGAGGUAGAAAUACUGACUCCCAAAAGAAGCACACAGAUGGUAGAAAUGUUUAGAGCCUUAAAUUCAUGUGAUGUUAUGGUGGGAGUUCAUGGUGCUACCAUGACACAUCUUUUGUUCAUGAGACCUGGCUUUGUGUUUAUACAGAUUGUAUCAAAAUAA